This is a messenger RNA of Nannospalax galili (Upper Galilee mountains blind mole rat), 1218 nucleotides long. It is a transcript of the gene CUNH3orf62, whose product is annotated as chromosome unknown C3orf62 homolog. Lineage: Eukaryota; Metazoa; Chordata; Mammalia; Rodentia; Spalacidae. The transcript is spliced from 3 exons. The record is from RefSeq and is a predicted model, not a curated record. The coding region runs from base 420 to 1181 and encodes 253 amino acids.
CCAUAGGGCCACCUCUGUCUCUCCUGGUGGGCAGGCCCUAGGCUGACCUUUAACCUAGUGGGCGGGGUUGGGGUUGCUCGUUUCCAGCAGGGACCAUUUCCAGCAGUGACCGUUGGGCCUGCCGAGCCUGCCGCUGUUACUGGUGAGGGCGUGGUGGGCGUGUCUGGUGGGCCGGUCCAGUCCAGGCUGGCCGGAGUGUGGGGCAGGCAGCAGCCUGAUGGUGGGGCAGGGUAGGCUGGGGAAGCCAGGCAGGGUGGCUCCCGCCGCCUGUGAAGCUGGAUCCUCCCUGGGCGGAGCUGGGUCCACUAGAAUGGCGGCCCCACUCCUCAGGGAGGAUGUGAGUCGCAGAAGUCACGCUGGAGGAAAUCAGUUACGUUCUGACUGUGCUCUUCAUUUCCGAUCCUUACAUAAUAAAAGGCAUGGUCGCUUUUAGGGAAAUGUCUGAAAAAUUACGAAGAUGCCGAAAGGAGCUGACUGCAGCCAUUGAACGAGCCUUUGAGGGAGUCCGGCAUUCCCAGGAGUGUACAGCCCAGCCGUGGCCGGACACACCGUCCUCGCUGCCGGCGCACAGGCUCCUCUGCAGAAGCCCUUUCGCCACUUGUACCCUUGGUGCUCCUGGUGCCCCCUGUGCGCCUGAGAAUGAGAACCCGGCCUUUGCACCACACCAUGUCUCAGUUAAUGCAAAACCACACUCUUUAUACCCCAAAAGAAAACCUCUGACCAGCAAGGAAAACGUAUUGAUGCAUUCUUCCAUUUUGGCACUUGAAAGACAGUUUUGGAGAGCUCCAGAAGAUGGGGAAAACUGGAGGAAAGAAAGUUUAAGGAAAGAUAUGGAGAGAGAUUUAAAAGAUGACUCAAAUGUGAUGCUCAGCAGUUCUAGUCCAGAGGUCACAAAGGAUCUGCUUGAUAUGAUUGACCAUACAAGUAUCCAAACUAUUGAAGAGCUGGCCGGAAAACUGGAAUUUGAAAACGAAUUGAACCGUGUGUGUGGCCGCUGCCAAGAUUCACCCUUCAAGGAGGAAGCCUGGGCCCUGCUUAUGGAUGAGAGCCCUCAAAAGGCUUUGGACGUUGACCCUGGCAGCCUCAAGCAGGCGUUUGAUGAUCAGAAUAUUGUUGAGACUAUUCUGGACUUGGAAGAGGACUACAACUUGAUGACCUCUUUUAAAUACCAAAUAGAGUAGGGAAAGUUGAUUUGAGCAGCCACAGUGGUUAUCAUGG